Molecule: messenger RNA, 3365 nt
Organism: Delphinapterus leucas (beluga whale)
Lineage: Eukaryota; Metazoa; Chordata; Mammalia; Artiodactyla; Monodontidae
Source: RefSeq, a predicted model, not a curated record
GGACUCUCAACCACUGCACCACCAGGGAAGCCCGGGAAGUAAGGCUCAAAGGAAGGAUUGGUAGGAUUCAUAACAGCCAGGAAGGACCUGGGAACUUGCGUGGUGUGAUGGAAGCCAUGAAAAAUUCUUGAGCAGGGGACAGAGCAUCACAUGGUACCUUAGGGAGAAGACUCCGGCUGCCUGUGCACACUAGAUUGUGUGUGUAGGGGUGGGAGACUGAGGCAGGGCCACCAGGCAGAAGGGUGCUGAUUCUAAAGAUGCAGCCCUUGCCAAUCACCCGGGGACUCCUGCGUCCUCCCUGGGUCAUAACUUAGAAGACACCAACCCCUGAGGUAUACAGAUGAGGAAACAGGCCUAGAAAGGAGUGCUAGAGUCCAAACCUCCCACCUCCCAGCCCAUCUUUUGGACACGCCUGGCUGCCCUCCCCUCUCUAUAACAUUGUCCUCCCCCCCGCCCUGGGUGCCCCAGCAGCUGCUGCACCUUAGGUGGGUCUGCUGUAAUCCUCUUCCCUUCCUCCCCCGGGGAGGAUGAGCUGGUGUUAAGACUAAUGCAGCUGUUAAUCCUAUUUCCUCCCAGCCGUGAUCUGCGGGAGCAGCUGGGUGGAGGCUGUCUGGGCUCUGAGCAGAGAAAGAAGGGGCCGUAGCUAGAGUGGGUGUUCCAGGAGGCCAGGCCAGAGAAGAUACAUUGAGUAUGAGACAGAGACUUCUAACUUCUGCUAGCAAUGGCUCAAGCUGCUUUGAGAGUAAUUGAACUUCCCAUUACCAGAGUUAUGGGAGCAAGAACCAAAGACCCAUUCCAGAGCAGAGGGUGGACCAGGAUUCCUAUCUGGGGUGGAGUACCUUACAGCUGUGCAAGGCCAGAAUUCUGUGUGAACAGUUGCUGCCUCUGAAAGCUAACCAACCAGAGGGGAAAGACAAAAUACAUACGCUGGGGACCUGUCCCUUCCAGACAGAUGGUGCCAAUCACCACAUUUAGCCCACUGGCUCUGCCUUCUUCUGGACCUACCUCUGUCUUUCCUGAGCACUUGGAGACCUUCAGGCCAGACCCACAUCUAGGUAGCCUCCGUGUCUGCAGCCUUGCACAAGGCUUGGAUUCUGAGCUGUAGAAGGAAGAUGGUGAGAUGGACAGAGCCUGGGCCUUCUGGGAAUGCCACAAGUUCCUCUGAGGUCACCUGGUCCAGCUCCUUUCAUCAGUGAACAGACCAGAGAGGAAACUUGAGCGCAGAGAGACAGGAAUGUUUGCGAGGAAGGAUGUGCAUCCCAGAGAAGCCCCGCCCAUCCAGGCCAUGGAGGUAGAGUCUUCGGAGGAGAGGUCCCCAGCCCCUGGCUACAAGCGCUCUGGCCGUCGCUAUAAGUGCCUGUCCUGUACCAAGACGUUUCCAAAUGCACCCCGGGCAGCACGCCAUGCUGCCACACAUGGGCCUGCAGACUGCACAGAGGAGGUGGCCGAGGCAAAGCUGAAGCCAGAGCCAGACCCCAAAGCAGAGGAUGCCAGCGGGGACAAGGUGUCAGGUGCAGCGGCGAAGCCUCGGCCGUAUGCGUGCCCGCUGUGCCCCAAGGCCUACAAAACGGCACCAGAGCUGCGCAGUCACGGGCGCAGCCACACGGGCGAGAAGCCCUUCCCUUGCCCCGAGUGCGGUCGCCGCUUCAUGCAGCCCGUGUGCCUGCGCGUGCACCUGGCCUCGCACGCCGGCGAGUUGCCCUUCCGCUGCGCGCACUGCCCCAAGGCCUAUGGCGCGCUCUCCAAGCUCAAGAUCCACCAGCGCGGUCACACCGGCGAGAGGCCCUACGCCUGCGCCGACUGUGGCAAGAGCUUUGCUGACCCCUCGGUGUUCCGCAAGCACCGGCGCACGCAUGCAGGCCUGCGGCCCUACAGCUGCGAGCGCUGCGGCAAGGCCUACGCGGAACUCAAGGACCUCCGUAACCACGAGCGGUCCCACACUGGCGAGCGCCCCUUCCUCUGCUCAGAGUGCGGGAAGAGCUUCUCCCGCUCGUCCUCGCUCACGUGCCACCAGCGCAUCCAUGCGGCGCAAAAGCCCUACCGCUGCCCGGCCUGUGGCAAGGGCUUCACGCAGCUCAGCUCCUACCAGAGCCACGAGCGUACGCACUCUGGCGAGAAGCCCUUCCUCUGCCCCCGCUGCGGCCGCAUGUUCUCCGACCCCUCGAGCUUCCGGCGCCACCAGCGGGCGCACGAGGGUGUGAAGCCCUACCGCUGCGAGAAGUGUGGCAAGGACUUCCGGCAGCCGGCCGACCUGGCCAUGCAUCGGCGGGUGCACACAGGCGACCGGCCGUUCAAGUGCCUGCAGUGUGACAAGACCUUCGUCGCGUCCUGGGACCUCAAGCGACACGCGCUGGUGCACUCCGGCCAGCGACCCUUCCGCUGCGAGGAGUGCGGCCGAGCCUUCGCCGAGCGGGCCAGCCUCACUAAGCACAGCCGGGUGCACUCGGGUGAGCGCCCCUUCCACUGCAACGCGUGCGGAAAGUCCUUCGUGGUCUCGUCAAGCCUGAGGAAGCACGAGCGGACCCAUCGCAGUAGCGAGGCCGCAGGGCCUCCCCCGCAGCAGGAGCUGGUGGUGGGGCUGGCGCUGCCGGUCAGCGUGGCAGGCGAGGGCUCAGCAGCCCCGGCAGCAGGGGCUGGGCUCGGGGACCCUGCAGCAGGGCUGCUGGGGCUGCCUCCGGAAUCGGGUGGUGUGAUGGCCACCCAGUGGCAAGUGGUGGGCAUGACGGUGGAGCACGUGGAGUGCCAAGAUGCUGGGGUUGGGGAGGCUCCUGGUCCCUUGGGGGGGGCAGGCGAAGUGGGGGGUGAGGAGGUGGACGAGAAACCACCACAGUUUGUAUGCCGGGAGUGCAAGGAGACGUUCUCCACGCUGACGUUGCUGCGACGGCACGAGCGCUCGCACCCAGAGCUCCGGCCCUUCCCCUGCACCCAGUGCGGCAAGAGCUUCUCAGACCGGGCUGGGCUGCGCAAGCACAGCCGCACCCACAGCUCUGUGCGCCCCUACACCUGCCCCCACUGCCCCAAGGCCUUCUUGAGUGCCAGCGACCUGCGCAAGCACGAACGUACCCACCCUGUGCCCAUCGGGACCCCCACGCCCCUCGAGCCCCUCGUGGCUUUGCUAGGAAUGCCUGAAGAGGGGCCAGCCUGAGUCCCAGGCCCCCUCUGCCACACUCCUGGGAGCUCCGCCCCUACAGGGUGCUUCCUGAACCUCCCUUUGCCUCAGCUCACUCUUAGACUCCAGAUCCAUCCCUUCACCCCAGGCAGCUAGCUCACCUUCCUGACAAAGAGCUGGGGACAGUGGAGGCUGGCAGCAGCCUCUGAGAGACAUGGCUCCCUCUGAGCACCACUCAUUAAAGCAUUCGCUUUGA